This is a messenger RNA of Racocetra persica, 3867 nucleotides long. Lineage: Eukaryota; Fungi; Glomeromycota; Glomeromycetes; Diversisporales; Gigasporaceae. The record is from the annotation of a GenBank genome assembly.
AUGAAUGCACAAUCUUUUCGAAACUCUACACAACCUAACUCUUUAAUCAUCGGAUGGAGAUUGCAAAAUCACCAUGUGCUUAUCAUUGGUGGUAACCAAAUUGCUGCAAACCGUAUCGAAUUUGUUUUAGACGCUAAACCUCGAAAGAUAACUCUUAUAACACCACAAUUAAAGAUCUCCAAUAAAGUUAAGGAAUACAUUGAGAAACGUAUCAUUAUACAUAAAGCUGGCGAAUUUCAUGUGGACUAUCUGUCAAAAACUGAUGACCCCAUCGAUCUUAUUUUCUCCGCCGUUGAUGAUAUACAGUUAUCAAAUAAAAUUGCGAUUGCCGCCCGUGAACGAAAAAUUCCUAUUAAUGUCGCUGAAAUACCUCAAUUAUGUGAUUUUUGGCUUAUGCCGACUUAUCGAGAUGGUAAUCUUCAAGUCGCAAUAUCGACUAACGGCACUGGUCCUCAAGUGGCGCGUAAACUUAGGGAACACAUUAUUGAAAAUUUACCAAAUAACACAGCAGAUGCUAUUAAUAAUGUAAUCCUUCUUAGGCAAAACCUCGGUGCCGCAAACAUGUCCGUUCUUACCAAGAUAACUAGCUCGUUGUCUCUUGAUGAACUUGCAAAACUUACACAUAAAGAUAUUAAAAGAUUGACCUCUGAAUAUGCUAAUGUUGAAGUGGAUAAAUCUGAAGUGUCAUCAACGUCCUCUACAGUCAUUGAUGACUUACCUAUCGUUUUCAAAUCAAAAAUUGUUGAUAACUACCCUUCGUUCCCUGAGGGCGGUGUGAAAUUUGUGGAUAAUAAAACAGCUGUAGCGCACGUAGCCUACGCUUUAAGCGAUACUAUUUUUAUUUAUCCAACAGUAUAUUCUAAUUACUCUGGUGAACCUACUUUACAUUGGUCUACACAGAAUAUUGGUAAUGCUUUUGGAAAAGUAUGCAAUGUUAUCAAAAUGGAUACGCGUUCUGGUGCUUCACUCGCAAUUUUGGGUGCCGCGUCUUUUGCGUAUUCCGGGAAGCUUGUAGCUUUUGCUUCAUCACAAUCUAUUGUCUCGAUGUUACCAAAUUUAUACGCUAUUUCUCAAGAAAGAAUACCGUUAACAAUUCACGUAUCCGCUCAAGGUUUCAACGAUAAUAUGCAUAAUACUGUUAAUUAUCAUGACGCGUUAAUGGCACGUGACACGGGUUUUGGAAUAAUAAACUCUUAUUCCGCACAAGAAAUGCAUGAUAUUGCGUUAAUUACACAUUUAAUUUCCGCCUCGACAAAAACGCCAUUCUUGCAUAUAUUUGAUGGUGUUAAGGUCGCUUGUGGAAAUUCCGUGUUAAAGCUCGUUCCUUAUGCUGAAAUUCUUAAAUUAAGCAAAGAACUAUCAAUCCCAUCAAAUAGUCCGUCAUCAACAAAAUCAUUAAUAAUUGUGGAUAAAAUCGAAGGUAUUAUAAAUAGAGUCGGAAAGCUCGUCGGGCGACAAUAUCGGGCAUUUGAAUAUGUUGGAUCUCGUGAUGCCAACACAUUGUUAGUUUCUUGCGGUGGGGAAACUGACAUCGUUAAAGCAGUAGUGAAACGCCUUAGUGAUAAUGGUAAAAAGGUUGGAGUUAUCAUAGUCAGGUUAUAUCGACCAUGGUCCGAAAAACAUUUUUUAGCAAUGAUUCCCAAGACAACAAAAAAAAUUGCCGUAUUAGAGCAAGUCGCCGUAAAUUUUGAUGGUUCAUAUGAUAUGGGUUUAUCGUUGUUCAACGAUGUUGUGGCUUCACUAAUUGAUUCGUGGACUGGUCAUAUGCCUCAAUUAAUAGACGCAAAGUUCCCUAUAUCCAAACAAUUCACACCCUCUACACUUUUACAACAAUUAGAGUUAGGGGUGAACGUUGAUUUUAACGUUGAUCCUUUGUCAGAUAAUCUCCAAAUUCAAUCAACAUUAAAUAAUGUAAAACGAUGUGUAUUUUGGAACGCCAUAUCUAAGGGAACUUUAUCAUCUAACCAACAUAUUGCAAAUGUAUUAAUUCGUCAUUCGCAUUUAAAUGUUUCUAGUCUCUCCACCUUUGAUGCAUACAAUAAUGGCGGUGUCGUCACUACUAAUUUCUUAUUAGGGAAUGAACUUACAGAUGUAUUACAUGAUCUUAAAAUCGAUGCUGAAUAUAUCUCAAUCCAUGAUGACACAUUAGUCAGCAAAUAUGAUAUUUUAGCUCCCGCUAAAGAUGGUGCCAUCGUUCUCCUCAAUACCAGUUGGACUACAGAUGAUUUAGAAACUAAAUUACCAAAUGACUUCAGAUAUGAAGCUUUUAAUCGUAAGAUUAAACUAUAUAUAAUAGACUCGAAUAAAAUAAUUCAAGAUCUAGGCUUGAAUAUCGAUGAGCAUAUUAGUUUGAUAUUACAAAUAGCAUUUUUAAGAUUGAUUACUAAAGAGUCUAAGAUUAAAUGUGACUUGGACGUUGCCCUUUCAGAACUUUAUGAAGGCAACAAUGAAAAAGAAGUUAGUCUUAUUCUUCAUUCAGCUGUUCAAGAAACCGAUAAAACGCUUACCUUUGUUGAACCUCCACCAGCAUGGCAAAUUUUGGAAAAAUCAGAUCGUAUCUUACCUUCUGUUGUUGACAAUAAUUCUUUCGGAAGAUCAAUUGAUCUUCAGUUAAAUGUUAAACCUAAACUUAGGUCUUGCCAUACAGCUGUUCACAAUUUAUUAUUUAAAGAGGCUUUUGGUUUCAGUAAUGUCGAGCGACCUGAAGUAGGAGAAAAGACCUUUAUUAUUACUGUUUCUGAAAAUCGUCGACUUACACCUCCAACAUAUGAUCGUUACCUAUUCCAUAUUGAGUUCGAUAUAACUGGAACGGGUCUAAAGUAUGAUUUGGGUGAGGCUCUGGGUGUAUAUGGUCAUAAUGAUCCCAAAGAAGUUGAUGAAUUCUUAGAAUAUUAUGGGUUAAAUCCUAAUGAUCUUAUUUCAAUACCUAACAAAGAAGGCGAUAAAUUUGAAACAAAAACAAUACAACAGGUCUUUGUUCAGAUUCUUGAUAUAUUCGGUCGCCCUGCUAAGCGUUUUUAUGAAUCUUUGGCUUCUCAUGCCAUUGAUGAGAAUGAGAAAAAACGAUUAUUAUGGAUCGCUAGUAGUGAAGGAUCUGUGGAAUUUAAACGUCGUGUUGCAGACACCAUCACUUAUGCCGAUUUAUUAUAUGAAUUUACAUCUGCUCGUCCACCCGUCGAAGACUUGGUUCAGAUAAUUGCACCUAUUAAACCGCGUCACUAUUCAAUUGCAUCCGCACAAAGUGUGCAUCCGAAUAGCGUGCAUUUACUAGUAGUUACUGUCGAUUGGGUAACAUCUACUGGUAAAAAACGGAUCGGUCAAUGUACACGCUAUCUUUCUGGCUUAAAAGUUGGUACUCGUGUUGUAGUUUCAAUAAAACCAUCGGUAAUGAAACUUCCACCACGAGAUACUCAACCUGUUAUCAUGGCAGGUUUGGGUACUGGAAUGGCACCAUUCCGUGCAUUUAUUGAGGAACGUGCUUAUAGGAAGUCACAAGGUAAAGAAGUGGGUCCAAUGAUUCUUUAUUUUGGAUCUCGUAAUCGAUCUAUGGAAUAUUUGUACGGUGAAGAAUUAGAAGCUUAUCACGCAGAAGGAUUGCUCACAUAUCUUCGACUAGCAUUUUCUCGCGAUCAACCACAUAAAGUAUACAUUCAACAUAAGAUGCAAGAUGAUGCAGAAUUAUUACAUCAAUAUUUGCUAAAAGAUGAAGGUUGGUUUUAUCUUUGCGGACCUACGUGGCCCGUACCAGAUGUGAGAGAUGCAAUUGUUAAUAGUUUUGUAUCUGUGGGAGAAUUAUCAAUAGGCGAUGCUUCAGCUGCAGUAAAUAAGUUAAAGGAUUUGGAACGUUAUAUUUUAGAAGUAUAUUAA